Naegleria gruberi is the source of this 924-nucleotide messenger RNA. RefSeq lists its product as uncharacterized. The coding region runs from base 1 to 924 and encodes 307 amino acids. NCBI's taxonomy places the organism in Eukaryota, Heterolobosea, Eutetramitea, Acrasida, Naegleriidae. The record is from RefSeq and is a predicted model, not a curated record. The transcript is spliced from 2 exons.
AUGGUUGCAUUCGUGUUGGGUUGUUUGAAAUUAGAGGAGGCCAAUAAGAAUACCUGGUAUUAUAGAAGGUUUAUUGCUAAAGAGACAGUUGAUAAUAUUGAUAAGGAAACUUCCAAAACCAAAUUAAUAUCACCAAAUAAUGAAUUAGAAGAAGAGCAAGUUCAAGAGCCAAUUAUUGUUAAGGAAUCCAUGUUACAGAAAUUCAAGAAUAAGUUUAACAAUUUCAAAAGUCAUGAAAUGUUAUCAUCUCCAAUUCCAUUGCUGACAUGUUUCCUCUACUUGAUGUUGGGAUCGAAACAAAUCUUAUUUGACGAAUGUUUACCUCUCUUUUCAGUUACACCAAAAGAGUUGGGAGGAUUAGGAUUAUCUUCAUAUCAUCUUGGUUUAACUGGUGGAUUUUUAGGAUUUAUCAUAUUUAUGAAUCAGGCAUUCAUCACACCACGUGUUAUUGCCAAAUUCAGUCCAUUGAUUUGCUAUAGGGUGAGUCUUGUUGUGGAUAUUGCAUUCAAUGUAAUCUUUCCUGAAGUUAUUUGGUUAAUGGUUAGUGAACAUGAUCCAAUUUGGAGACAUGUAUUGUUCUGGUUUGUUUUCGUAUUCAUUCUCCUAUUAAGACAAGUUUCUAAUGGGUACAGUUUCUUGGGAACUUUACUCAUUACAAAUAACAGUGUAACCCGAAAGAAUUCUGGAAAAUUGAAUGGAACUUCUCAAUCAUUGGUUUCACUUUCGAGAAUGAUUAGUCCGAUUGUUGGUGGGGCUAUCUUUGCUAGCUCAACAGCUGUCUCUAAAUUUCCAAUUGACCAUCGCACGGUGUUUUAUGUUGUUGGUAUAAUAAGUGUAAUUAUGUUUUUCCUUUCAUUGAUUUUGAAAAAGUCAAUCAAUAAGCCAAAGGAAGAAGUUAAAGUGAAUGAGGUAGCAAAAAAGUAA